UAUUACUCCGCGGGCCAGUUGGAGUCGGGGUUUUCAAUGCUUAACUUUUAUUUGUAAAAGUACCGAAAUUUGGACGCCCCCGCACAUGCACUAAGAGUGCGUGGUCCCCGAUAUUGCAGUUGCAGUAAUUGCCCAUAAAGUGGUUACUUGAAUAUUCAAAGAAAUUAUCUGUUUUUAUCGCUUGUUUGUUCAGUGUAAAAGAUACAAAAAUAUAGAUAGUAGUAGUGAUCCAGCUGAGUUUCGCCGGGCUAUAUUACUCGAAAAAUGCGGAUUUUGUACGUAAACAUACUGUGGUUGUUGAGUUCCGGUGUUUUGAGUGAUAAUCCGGCUCAGAAUCAGGACGAGAGAUUGGUUUUAAGUUAUAAUGAAAAUUCAAGUGAAAACGGAACGGUGGAAAUCGUGGGGAUGAAGCGAAACAAUUACGAUCAGGGGUUGUGCCGGAGUCAGUUCAAAGAGCUUUUCGAUAGAUUCAAUAGUGGAGAUACUUGGGCAAGGAAAGUCCUAGAUUCAUGGGGAAACUUACCACCUGGCGGGCACUUAGCAGGACGCUUUGUGGACCUUGGAAACUUUGACGAAUGCAUGAGUCAAACCUAUGAUUUGGGGGGUGUGGACAACACAUUUAUCCCGCAAUACUGUCUAGCGUCUUACCCACUGGAUGAUAUAUAUCGAACUACCAACGAAGGUGGAAUCCGGAUGGAAAGGUUAUUUGUGGAAACCAAGGAUCCUACUGACUUUCUUGUUGGCGUGUGCGUACCAGAUACAUGUGAUAUGGAUGCGUUAAAUGAUUUCUUCAAGGAACUGUUUUAUAAUAAGACGAAUAAUACCUUAUCCAAUAACAUAUUCAGUGAAGCGCUCUGUACCCCACUCAGGGAACGACAUUUUGAUGGGGUGGAUAUAUUUGCUAUAACUAUUUUCGGUUUAAUUGGACUUCUUAUGCUUCUGAGUUCGAUUUACGAUUUUUAUACUUCAAAAUAUAAUAAGCAAAAGAACGCGUUGCUGCUAUCUUUUUCAGUCAUCACUAACGCUAGGAAAUUGUUUCAUGUGGAAAAUAAACCUUCUGCGAACACCAUAGAAUGCCUUAAUGGGAUCAGAAGUCUUUCAAUUAUGUGGAUUAUUUACGGUCAUACUUUGCUAGUUAUGGCCUUUAUGCCGCUCUUGAAUUACAAUUAUUAUUGGGAGUGGGUCUCCGAGUAUUACUCGAUGUUGGUGAUAAGCGGGCCAGUUGCAGUUGAUUCGUUUUUCUUGCUAAGUGGAAUCCUUGUAACGUUUCACCUAUACAAAGAAAUUGAUACCAGGGGUCGUUUGACCAUCGGGAAUAUUCUCAACAUGUAUUUUCAUCGAUAUCUGCGCCUUUUCCCUCUUUUAGCUGCUACGAUUUUGUUUGCGGCUACUUUGUACAAGUACGUUGGAGAUGGUCCUUAUUGGAAUUCGAUCAAUUCAUCUAUAGAAGCACCUUGCCGAGUUUUUUGGUGGUCAGCUCUAUUGCAUCUUCAGAACUACGUGAAUUCAUCGGCUAUGUGCUUGGGACAUACUUGGUACUUGUCAGCCGACACUCAACUGUACAUUCUGUCACCUUUAAUCCUGAUCCCAUUAAAGAAAUGGGGGAAAAGGUUCCUUCCUGUGAUUGGACUCCUUACGUUCGCAUCCUGCCUUUAUAUUUUUGUUAUUAUGAUAACGUAUAAUUUCAGCAUGAAAAUAAUAGAUGGCAGUGUAACAGGAGACAAUGAUAAGAAAGUGAUGUUGUACUACGGUUUCCAUACGAGAGCCCCAUCUUGGUUAGCUGGAGUUGUACUUGGUCACAUCCUCUAUUCCGUUAAGGGGAAGAAACUCCAAAUCAACAAGUUCCUUAUUUUAGGUGGAUGGGUUUCUAGCUUUGUGGUAUUUGCGGCCAUAAUCUGGGGUCCGUAUGAAGGCCAGCAACGCUUUGCUGAGCCAUCAAAAGUUGAGAGCGCUUUCUUCGAAGCUCUCAGUCGAUUAUCCUGGGCGGUGGCUCUAGCGUGGAUUGUAUUUAUCUGUUGUCAAGGACGUGGUGGCAUUAUCAAUUCUUUCUUGUCAUGCCCAUUAUGGCAGCCAUUGAGCCGACUAUCCUACGCCAUUUAUAUCAUACAUCUUGUGGUUCAGAUAACUGUCGUUGGACUAGUUCGCACGGAUGUCUAUUUAUCGAACUAUAGUGCGAUACGUACAUUCUGGGGUGAUUUUGGAAUAAUGUUGGGCAUUGCAACCGUAAUGGUGUUAGCUUUCGAGGCUCCCACUGCCGCAUUAGAAAAAUAUUUCCUUGGAGGAAAAGUGAGACCUGUUACAACGGAAAAUCCGCAAAAUACUGUAGCGGGAUCGGUGGAAACCUUAGAAAGUGGCAUAACUGAGUCUGUCAAAAGUUAAAAUUUUUUAUGAAGUCUUCCCGUCUAAAAUAGUGUAAUUUUUAUUAAGACUGAGCAGUUUUGCUACAUUACCAAUUGUUGAUCCCACGUUGGACGUAAAGUCCUGUAUUAGCUUUUUUUUUAAUUUUCAAAUGAUUGUAAAUAAAAACAAACAGAUUAUUAUGCUUGAAGGA
Molecule: messenger RNA, 2551 nt
Organism: Hermetia illucens (black soldier fly)
Lineage: Eukaryota; Metazoa; Arthropoda; Insecta; Diptera; Stratiomyidae
Product: nose resistant to fluoxetine protein 6-like
Exons: 10
Coding region: 265-2379 (704 amino acids)
Molecular function (GO): acyltransferase activity, transferring groups other than amino-acyl groups
Source: RefSeq, a predicted model, not a curated record